Lactuca saligna is the source of this 297-nucleotide messenger RNA. NCBI's taxonomy places the organism in Eukaryota, Viridiplantae, Streptophyta, Magnoliopsida, Asterales, Asteraceae. The record is from the annotation of a GenBank genome assembly.
AUGGUGGAGGUGCGAUAUGGUGGUAUCUCGCCAGGAUGUUGGACUGACUUUCUCGCUGUAGAUUUAAUGAGGCCCACUACAAUUGUGGCUUAUGUGGAGAUGGUGGGGAUUUUGAUAUGCAGUAAGGACAGUGGUAGAACUGGAAGUUCACUUCUUACAUGCCGCCUUUGUGAGAAAAAAGGAACACGUUUUGAGGCUGAUGAAGAGAUGUGUGGGGAUGAUGAGGAUAGGGAGGCUUUGCAAGAGACCAUAAAGAAUAUGCAAGUCAGUACAGAGCUCGUAUUCAGGUCUAUUUAA